Molecule: messenger RNA, 8070 nt
Organism: Spirodela intermedia
Lineage: Eukaryota; Viridiplantae; Streptophyta; Magnoliopsida; Alismatales; Araceae
Source: the annotation of a GenBank genome assembly
AUGGCGUCGUCUCCGCUCUUCGCGCCAUCCAAAAUUUCUCGAAUCAAUCAUCUCUUCAAAUCUUGCUUUCCUCACUGUAGGAGCAGAUCUCCCGCAGCCCACUUUGGGCAGGCAACGGGCCACCUGCCGUCGUUCUUUCCGUUUCCUUUGCUGGUUCAUCCUCGUUUUAAGUCCCUUUCCGCCGCUUCUUCUACCUCCGAUGUCGUUUCUCUGUCAUUGCACCGAGGCAAGAGCGGGGAGGAGGAUUUGGUUGUGCUCGGUAUUGAGACAAGCUGCGAUGACACUGCUGCAGCCGUUGUAAGUUGUUGUUACUCCUAGAUUUUACGGGUACAUUGGCAAUUGAUAACUUGCCUUCGUGAUCUCUCACUCUUUAGGUUAGAAGUGAUGGAGAGAUUCUCAGUCACGUCGUUUAUUCUCAAGUGAGUAUGCUAACUGUCAUGUGGUCAGUCACUUUAUCGAUAUGCACUCAACAUUGUUUUUGCUGUUAUAGUUUUCUGUGCCAGGAACUCCGAGUAAAUUUAAUGCUUCUAUCGGUGGAUUACUCGGUGCGUCCAAUGUCUGUAUCUUGCCAAAGAAGAACUCACGCAACUGAGAUAAAACAAUAGAGGUCAAUUGAUAGAUGGAGAAACUUAUUUUUAAGGUUAUGAUCAAGGGCAGAGAGCAAUAUUUUUUGGGACUUUUGAAAUUGUCUCAUGCUUGAUGACAGUAUAUCACAACCUGAUUUCGCUAUCUGAUAGGAUAUUAUAUUAAUGCUCUUGGGAGUAUGUCUUAAAUGUCUCAUUUACACCUUUGUGGGAAAGGUCUUUGGGAGACAUAUAUCCGGUGGUCUACUGGAAGCGAGUUGUGAGCAUCGUUUGGAAAGCGUGCACCACAAAUCACCCUUCUGUGGCAAUGUUGACUGUAGUCAGACAAGAUUUGAAGUGCGCACUACAGAAACAGGUUAUGACAUGGAAAACAAUUUCGCCUAAUCAGGGGAGAUCUAGUAACGCAAGAAUUUUUCUAUUGCGCCUACUGCAUUGGAGAGUAUUUUUAUUGAAAGAAUUCUCUGCGUGUUUCAUACUCCAUUGAGCUGAUAAUAAUGUGUGCCGGAAACAUGCAUAAUUUUUUCCCCUCUCUUUCCAUAAUACGUGAUUGCUUCCUUUUAGCUACUCGCAUUUUUUUUUCUCUUGGCUAUUGACUGCUUUUACUUGUUAAUGGCUUUCUUCAAAGGCAGAUUUGCUAGCACGGUAUGGUGGUGUUGCUCCCAAGAUGGCUGAAGAAGCACAUUCACGAGUGAUUGAUGAGGUCUGAUUUUAAACAUGGCAGUUCUCUUGUCUUUGGACCCCUUUAAUUAUGCUUUCUGAAUUCAUAUUUACGAGUAAAUGAAUGUGACACGUAUCACAUAACUGUAGGUGGUUCAACAAGCAAUUGAAAAAGCAAAUUUGACAGAGAAGGAUCUCUCUGCUGUUGCUGUUACUAUUGGUCCUGGUUUAAGUCUUUGUCUUCGGGGUGAGGAAAUUGCGCCCAUUUAUUUCUGUUGUUUAUUUUAAGAGAGGAGUUAAAUAGAAUAUGCCCAGUUUUCUGAAAACUUAUCUUUUGAUUCCUAUUAUGAACAAUGACGAAACUCACAUGUAUACUAUCAUCUGUGAUCAAGUCGUUCUCUGAGAUGAUGCAGUGAUCUGCAGUGAAAUUAUUCGCCAUGUAAAUAUAUUGAUGAUAGGGCUCGGUCAAUGUUCAUUAUUACUUCUUCAUUUAUUCUUUCAAAUAGAAUACUUAAUGUGACAUUGAUAUUGAUUUAUAAACAUAAUUUUACAUCUCAGUUUGCAACGUGCCAGUAGACAAAAAAAUCAUCUCCACUAAUCUUUAAUCACAGACACACAUAAUAUUUUGGAAUUCCCAAUUUGAUAAUUUCUCGUCAUCUUGUGUGUAACUAUUUAAUGUCAGUAAUUUUAUUGAAUACUUAUUGUGUCUGUCUGUAAUGUGCUUGGUAUUCAUUAAAUUAUUUCUAUCACGUGAUUUAGUAUGCUACAUUAUGUUUUUUUUGUAUUUUUAAACAUCACAUUCAUUUGAUGUGUUCCUCCAUGUGUUUUAAUUUUAAUGCAUCAAAGUUUAUACAAGACAUCUAAUAUCUAUUUUUUGAUGCUUUGGAGAAAAAAUCUUGUCCAAUGCCAAGGCAUUCACAUGGUGUUUUGAGGCUGAAGUUAACCCUGGUUGCCAUGUUCCAUCUCUCACCUUUAUCCACUUGGCUUACCUGGUCUACUAGCGGUUUUCACAAAAUUUUCGUUUAUUGCCAUUUGGCUAUUAUAAAAAACCAUUGAUUAUUUUCCAUUCCGUUGAAUUGCCUCAGUUUUUAAAUUGUUGUUAAUUGGUGCAGAAAACUGGAAGGUUUUUCUACGUGAUACAGGAUAUUCCUCUUUUUUGUCAAAUAUCUAAUGAGUUUCCCAUCUCUAAAUGAAUAAAAUUGCGAAAACUUCUGAUGCUAGUUUGAAGGAAUCUUGAAUAGGCAAUUCAUAUUGUUCUUUUGUUCCCGAAUUUGCAAUGCAGUUGGUGUGCAGAAAGCUCGGAAGAUUGCUGGAUUGUUUAAUUUGCCAAUUGUUGGAGUCCAUCAUAUGGAGGCUCAUGCUCUGGUCGCUAGGUUGUCAAUCAACGAAUUUUUUUACUUUGGAAUGCAUUCUCUAAUUUGUUAUCAAUGCCAUAAAAUAGAAUGCUAUAUUUCCUGAAGAAAAAUAAAAUGCAGCCCAGACAAAUGCUUACAAAAUCUUCCUGCCGCGAUGAUCUCUUAAUCAUAACAAUAAUCCUAAACAGAAAAAUCAGAUUUCUAGAGAGACAAUGGAAUGUGUACGUUUUCCUGUCAGAAUCUGAAUGGAAGCUUACGACUCUGACUUUGAUUGUAUCUGUUUACUUCCGAGGAUCAAGACUAGUAAAAAGAUCUAGUUUUAGGUUGAGAGGUCUUAUAUGCUAGGUUAUGGGCUGAUAUUCGAAUAAUUAAAGCAUUUUCUUUCGCUUGUAUUAACCUGGAGAAGGAUUUAGGCAUUUCAUUGUACUAAGCAUGCUCUUGUUUUACUGUAUGUUCAAUUAAGGUUUUCUGAGCUUUCAGGUUUUAUCCUGGUGUUACUCCUUAUUUGAAGAAAAGUGCCUUUCAAACGUGACAUUAAUGGACAACACAGGAUUAAUAUCGAAGGAUUUUUUGGAUUAAGUAUCUAUUUCUCUCGCAGUUGCUGUUCGCUUCCAUCUUAACCUGGUACAUUAAUUUUGUAGGCUGACUGAGAAGGAUCUGAAAUUUCCUUUCUUAGCCCUUCUUAUUUCAGGUAUGUUGGUUAUUUAUCGCAUUUUUUUUGUAUUCUCUUGAGAAUUUCUUGCCGUAUCCUAUUCUUUUCAUGUAUUUGUUGGAUUCAAAUUUAGUUUUAAGAUAUGAUAUUGUCCUAAUAUUGCUUAAAUAAGCAUUCUGCCAGAAGUUACACCCAUGUAUAUUCCCAUAUCUUAUCUUGUGUCCAUGUUGUUAUUUGAGGCACGUCUAUUCCAAAUUGUAUAUUCAGCUGUCAAUUUCCUGGAUAAUGCUAGGUCUUAGAGGAAAAUAAAACAGUUUCAGGUCCCUAAAAUGCAGAUUGAUGUUCCCUUUUUGAGAGAGUUGAAAGUUCUUAGAAGGAGAGCACCUCGAAGAAUGAGUUGCAUGUUAAUAAAUGCAAUGGGCUGGACAUUUUACUGAUGAGGGUGGUUAAGGCGCCGAAGGCUCCUGGGUUUUGGCCGACCUCCUUGAAGUGUUUCAGCACUUUGGUAGCUUUUGCUUCAACGUCUAUUGUCACUUUUUUUAAACCGAAGUUCUUUAUUUUUUGCAGUGACCACGCAUGUAAGCUAUUUUCAUCUUGUUCUUUGCUUUAUAUCAGACAGUACAUAUUAAUGAUGGUCACAUUUUCUUGAUAUGACUGUGGGCAUUGUAUACCAUUUUUUUUUCCAAGAAUAAAGUUCCCUUUUCUUAACUCUACAUUCCGUCUUAGUAGCAUUUUCUACAUAUAGCUAUAGACAUCAUAUGGUAAUUUUUAUUCAUAUUAUAAUAUGCCCCUUCUUAUCUUAAAGUUCCAUAAAAACUCAACAGUGGUUAGUCCAGGUUACCACCUUAUCCCAAACAUUGAUGAUAUCAUGAUUAAAGAGUGUCCUUUUGGAGAGAUAUUUAAGAAUAAAUCAACGUGAUUUGAUCUUCAGCAAUUUUGAGCGGACUUAGCUCCCAUAGAACAGAGGAUUUUUGUCAAUGUUGAUUUGACACCCGGAUUUGUCUAUUUUUGGACAGAAGAUAUUAUGUAUCAAGUGGAUAUCAGAGUUGUGUUGUUGUCGUUUUGUAUAGAGGCUGUUCUUUCUUCCCUAAUUUGGAGAAUUAUGAUGGGAGAGAGAUUCUUAGAUUUUAUAGGCUUCAUGAUUCUGUUGGUUUUACUGUUUGACCUUUUUCUGGUGUAUAGUUGGAUGGGUAAGAAAGUGCAUAUGUGAUCACACUCUUGAUUGUUGAUAUGUUUUUUUCAGGAGGUCACAAUCUCCUUAUACUUGCAAACGAGCUAGGUCACUAUGUGCAACUUGGUACAUCAAUCGAUGAUGCCAUUGGUGAGGCAUAUGACAAAACAGCAAGAUGGCUUGGCCUUGAUUUGAGAAAAGGGGGUGGUCCUGCUCUUGAAGAACUUGCAAGGGAAGGAGAUCCUAAUUCUGUGAAAUUCUCAGUAAGUUUCUUUUGCGUUUUGGAUCUUUCCAUGGUAUCGUGUUCCUUCUACUGAUUGAAAAUGGAUAUUGGUGGUGUCUUUUAUCUUCUAGACUCCAAUGCGACAGCAUAAGGAUUGCAACUUCUCGUAUGCUGGCCUGAAAACACAAGUUAGGCUAGCUAUUGAGUCCACAAAAACGUGAGUAUCUUUCUUUUUCAAAAAAUUCCACUGUCUUUUGCACUAUGGGCCAGUCACUUUCAGAAUAUGCAUUGUGGUAGAGAAUGAUUCACGUUUUCUCAAUAGAAUGCACAAAUCAAUAUGAUGUCUAACUAGAGAGCUAAAAAACGAAAAGGUCCAUUGGUGCUUGGAGAAAAUCCAUAGCAAAACGAGUGGAAAAAAUGUCUGGGUCUUAUGGCUACAUAUACUCCUUCUGAGGCAAUGGAGACCAAUGGGGGACGACUCCCACAGCAAUCAUCUGCCUUUUCAUCGUUUUAUGAUUGAAUGAAUGCUUGGCACUUGGUAGUGGUAAAUUCGUGGUGGCAGUAUUGCCUUGAGAUUUGAUGAAUUUUAUUUCAUUCUCAUUGAAAUGACAUUUGAUCUGUUCGAGUAUUCUUUUAAUUUCAUAUGUGAUUUUAUGAAUUAGUCUAAGGUUCCUUGUCAUAAAAUUAAUACCAUUUGCCUUAAUUCCCAUAUUUGGAAUAUUCUUAAAGUUCAUAAAUGUUCUAAAAUUUUAAUCUAAUGAUUUUUACUCGUGAAAAGCAGACAUGGCAAGCUCUCUGGACUGAAAAUUAGGAGUACCUUCUGUCAUUCUAAGUUCUGGGUCCUUUUCUGUUACUUUUCUGUUACUUUUUCUAGGAAAAGAUGAUUCUGUCUUCAUUCGGGUGGGCCCAUAGUCGUGUGCAAUGGAUAAAGUGCCCUCAUCUGGGUCCUUAUCCUUGUUUCAAGCUUGGGUUGAAAAGUUGCAUCAGUAUAUUCUCUUGUUUCAUGAGGGAUUCAUUCCUGUUAGUAUGUUCUGAGAGGUUGGUUGUUUUGGUUUCUCUUUGAUAGUCCCCCCCCUCGCAUCAGAUUGAAUCAGCCUGAUCCAACCCAGAUUUUGUGGUUUCGACUGCACUUGAUUUAGCUAGCCUCUUUAUGAUCCUGGGGUGCAGAACACGGAAAUAAAAAAUACUUUUAGUAUUAUAUUUUCACCUUGAGCAUAUUUCUUAUCUGAUUUUUUUUGGUGUCCUAUUUAAUAUUUAUAAUCGUAUUAUUUAUCUAUUAGGUUCUUAGGACAGCUUUACUAACAUUCUUUUUCCAGAGACAUGGAAAAUAAUCCCAUUUCUUCUGCUUCCUCGGAGGACAGAAGAAAGCGUGCAGAUAUUGCAGCGUCAUUCCAGGUUUCAGACCAACUCUCGGCUUUCAUUGCUAAUUAUUGGCCAUUACUGCACAGAAUACUCACGUUCUCUGUGGGUGUCUGUUAAUAAUUCUGACCUGGGUGUGCCAUUCAGCGAGUUGCCGUUUUACAUUUGGAGGAGAGGUGCGAGCGAGCGAUUGAGUGGGCAUUGAAGAUUGAGCCUUCAAUAAAACAUUUGGUCAUAUGAAAUACUAUAUUUUUUUGCACUUUUUCCCCAAUUUAGGUUGCAUUAUAUCUAACUCUCACUGCAAAUUUCCAGGUGGUUUCGGGAGGUGUUGCAUCCAAUCGCUAUGUCAGGAGUCGUCUGGACCAUAUUGUUGACAAGAAUGGUCUAAGACUUGUAUGCCCUCCUCCAAACCUUUGCACUGACAAUGGUAAUUAAUAUUGUUUCUACUAGUCAUUUUAAGAAGAUAUGAUAUCACUUGAAAGUUUAUACAUGCUGCGUUCUUGUCAUUGAUUCAAGCAAAAUCCUUGCCCAUUGAGGUUUUAUAUUUACUGGAAAAAACUUCUUCUCAUUAAUCUGUUAAGACAAUUAGAAGGUGGCAUGCGAGUCUUAUACCUAGUCCUAAAAGGUGUUCCCUUUGAUACAUGAUCUUUUAGAAGAUGGCAGUGACCUUAAAACCUGAAAGUGUGAAAAUAGUUGUAACUAUUUGGAGAGAUGGGUUCGAGUGUUGGGCAGUAAACGAACAGUCAGUCCAUCUGGGCCACGAAUUUCCCCUGAUCAACUGAGCUUUAGGAGUCCUGAUUAAUACCGAGGUGGGUGAAAUGACAGGUUCGUUUUGGAGUUGCUCUCUGGUAUCAACUAGCGGCGGACCUAUAAGUUCCUGUUCCCCAAAAACCCUCUGAAAUGAGAAAGAAACAUUAUUCCUAUGCGACAAUAUUUACUGAAAGUGAUUUUUUUCCCUGAAAAGAAUCAUGAAUGAUUUAGAUUCAACAGCAUGACUGAAACAGUCAUUCAACUAGUAUUGUUGGUGACUUGGAAUUUUUCUAUAUUUAAUUAUUCCUUGCUUUUACGCUGUUUGAUACUUCAUCUAGGGCAAACAUAGAUUUCCUUUUCUGCCUUUUACGCAUUUUUAACAUAGACUUAACACAUUUACUGUGAUUAUGAUAGGUGUAAUGGUUGCUUGGACGGGGAUUGAGCACUUCUGUUUGGGUAGAUUUGACCCUCCACCACCUGUCCAUGAAUCAGAAGAUUUUGUGGUUCGUACCAUGCAACAUUUAUAAAUGAUAUCGAAAGGGUAUUCAUGCACGUCUCAUUUUAGAUUUUAAGUUUCAUUCCCUUAUAUCUAAUUGCCUGAUUUCGUGCAAUGUGCUUUACAUUUUCUGUUGUGCUUCGAGAUUAUAUGAAUAAUUUAUCAAUAAUAAACGAUACAGCAUAUCACAUGUAUCAAGCUAUUAUGUUUAACAGAAAUUUUAGAGCUGGAUUUACCUGUUUAUCCCAUGUUUGGUUAUUCCCUUCCGUGCGUGUAUAAAUGCAAACCACAAAGUGGUCCAAUUCCUAUGUAUGCACGACCAUAAUGUCCUCUCAAGACAUACUGCCAGAGACCACACAACAAGAUAUCCUAUGAUUCAUUUUCCAUCCAUCCUCUGUGCCUCUCCUCCAAAUUAUUCGCUGCAUCAGACUCUCUUCACAUUAUUUUGACGUGUUUUCUUGGUACUAUACCUAAUAGAGAAACAACCAGUAGCGGCCCUCAAAUACAAGGCUUCCUUAACUUUAAUUGCCGGCUGUUGCUGAUGUCCCAAUGAGCUGGACGAUGUUCGGCCGGAUUUAUGCAUUUUUUUUCAAUGAUCCACCCGCACAAUAUACGGACCCAUUAAUUAUUUAUGAUAAAUGUGUCUUUUUUAACGAAUUAUGUGAGGAUAUUAUUUGUCACGCUCCAGUUUGACUUGCGACCAAGGUGGCCUUUGGGUGAGGAAUAUUCCCAAGGAAGAAGCGAAGCUCGUUCCCUCAAAACAGCCCGUAUGCAUCCAUCGCUUACCUCUAUCAUUCAAGGCUCGGCUCGUCAUCAACCUUAG